Molecule: messenger RNA, 2060 nt
Organism: Durusdinium trenchii
Lineage: Eukaryota; Dinophyceae; Suessiales; Symbiodiniaceae
Source: the annotation of a GenBank genome assembly
CUUGCUAUGGCCUUGUGUUGGAGAACACCUAAAUCCUUGUCAGCGCUUAUCUCCUGACCAGCUGGUCGAUGGAUCCGGAAGAUGGCCGGAGCCCGGGAAGAUCGGGUCGAGCAUCCUUGGAGAUUGGACGAAUCCGUAGCAGCCAGGCCUCCAGUGUCAGCCCCCACCGGCGGUCCUUCGUCCAGCACGCCUUGUCCGAGAUGGCAGAGCAAGCCUUAAGCUCGGCGGUGAAGGUGAUCGAGACCAAGAAAGAAUGGGCAACGAGGCAGAAGUUGGCAGACUCGGAGCGCUUCCAUACCACUGCUGCAUACCCUUUGCAUCAUCUUUGGAGACAACCACGCUUGCGUCACAACCCCGACCAUCCGGAGGAGCAUGGGGAGAUGCACGAGCAUUGGAUUGAGCUGUUUAAUGAUCUCAUCAUGGUGGCCAUGCUAUCCAAUCUGAGCCACACCUUCGAGGUUGGUGGUCAAACUUUCACCAACUACGGCUUAUGUGUGGUCCUGUGGGUGGUGAUGAUGCAGUCGGUCCAUUUUGUCUCAUACGUCGUCAAUGUGUGGCAGGUGGAUGACUUUGUACUGCUGAUUUGCUGUUUUUUGGUCACCACUGGCACUAUGUUGAUGUCUUCUGGAAUGAAGACUGAUGCUCAUCCACCUUGCAUUGCAUCGUGGCAUGAGAAUGAGAAGUAUGUCAACAGGUUUCAGAACGGCAUGAUGCUCAGUGCUGGGGCUCAAUUGGUUGUCCUUGCACAAGCUUCAUUCUUUGAACCGCGUGCGCGAUCUCAUGCUGUGGUUAUGGCAUGCGGAAACCUUUUGAGAUUGCUGAUCCUACUGCUGGUGCCAGGGCUCACGAAAUAUGUGUUCAUGGCUGUCGUUGUGGUCUUGGUGUAUUUUGCCUUGUGGAACUACACCAGCAUUUUGUCACUUCUGGACUUAAAUCACCUGCGAGCGCGCAUGGACCUCAUGGUCCUCGUUUCUCUUGGAGAGUGGGUCAUCACCACCAUCCUGCGGGAGUACCAGAUGAGCGCUGUGGUGGCCCAGACUGCGCUUGACCUGAUGCUGGCUGCUGAGUACUUCAACACUCGACAACAUGGACAUGAUGCAGUCUUGGCGAUGUCAGCAAGAACCCCGCUGGCCUUGCUUCGGCUUGAGUCUGUGGAGCUUUUCUUGUUGCAAAGUCUAGCCCUGUGCUUGUUCUUUUUUCCAGCGACCUUCACAGUGGCGACGGAAUUUGAGAACCAGCACCCGACGGAUUCGGAGACGGGUCGCCGCUUGGGAGGUGGAGACGAUGACGGUGGUCACGGGCAUGCGCCACAUGCGCCUUGCAAUGUCGACAAGACCUGGACUCUAUCUGCAUUGCGGAUGCACACUGCUACGAUCUUGUGCAUCGUUCGAUUCCUCCUCCUUUUCCUGCGGCACGUCCGAAAAUGCAAAAUUGCUGAGAUUCCCAAGCCUGGAAAGAAGUUCUACGUUCGCUGUGCACUGUGCCUGGUGCAUGUGGCAAUACCGCUUGCUGGAGAACUGGGCUGGAGCUCGUAUUUGGCCAAUAUUUCAAUCGAAUCGCUGUUGGGCUUGCAUGCUGUCGUGGUCUUUGCAGAUGUGGUUGCGGAGUUGUCACUCCAUCAAAUUGCUAACUCAACAACGCGCUGUGCGCUGUGCUGUCCCAGGUGCGACGCGUCGUUCGAAUUGGAGAAGCGGUACGUCGGAACACUGCCCUUGCUGCCAGCGCCUCUUGAGAUGCUUUACAUUGCCAACACGAAGGAACAUUGCUGCAACAGACAGCCAGGAGAGUUGGAAGGAAAUAGAAGUUAUUAACUAAUUAGGGUUGGAGAGCCAACCUUCAUUAUUCAAGCCAUGAUGAGCCCUGAACGAUCGAAAGCCGGGCCUAGCACAUGCAUAGUACCUUUAGCUUAGUAGUAAGAUAUCCAGAGCGGGCCACAAAGUUUGGCUCUGCCAGUUCGCGACAUCAAAGCCAUGUCGCAUAAUGCCAGUGGUUCCACUGGCAAAUAGGAAUUGCAGCUGGAGGUUUUGCAAACAGGGAGCUUGUAAGAAUUGUUUUUGGUG